AUGCGGGAUAUUCGAGAGCUCAUACGGGACGUGGCUGCGGAGUGUGGUAAACCAGAAGCUGCAGAAACUUUUACUAAAGUAAUUGUUGAAGACAACUGGCUGGAUAGUGUCGGAGCGCUGAAAGAGCUUCGGAAAGAGGAUUGGCACAACUUGAAACUGCCGUUGAAAUUCCUGGCUUGUUUAAGGAAGGAGCUGGAACGGGCAGGUCCCCCCCGGGACCUGCCCCCCCCCGCGUUCGAAGCAGGGCCAGAAGUCUCUGUUCACACUGUAGUUAAGGAGGCAAUGCCGGGUCAAAAAGAUACGAUACCGAACAUGGAGUACAUCGAGAGAGGCAGGCCGACGUUGUUAGACGACUGGGUUAACAUUGACUUACACGGGGUGAGCGAGAUUAUUGCGGCUAAUAGGACGAAGAGUCUGGAUUCAUUUACACUGUUACGAAGGAUCUUGCAGAACGCGAUAAAUAAUCCGAAUGAUCCCAUUAAAAGGAAAAUUAGGCUUUCUAAUAAGGCGGUGAGUCGGGACAUUUGUGCUGUUGAUGGCGCUCUCCAAUUUUUGAUUGGAUGCGGUUUUGCCUUGGUGAGAGAACAGACAAUGGCCCCCUGCCCUGAUUGGACCGGUGGGCCUCCUCCAAGUGACUGUUGUAUUAUUCUAGUGAAGUUGUACCGUGAACGGAUCGAUCUCGCUUUAAGGAUAAUUAAUCAGAAGCUUGCCAUUGCCCAGCUCCCUGUGUCUACAAAUUUUAACCCGUAUAAGAGCUCCCUCGUAUCCCAGGGCAACAACUUAUUCAAACAGGCGAAUCACGAAGAAUACAGUCCAGAAAUACUAAAGGACAAUAUAAGAGCAGAAUUACGGAAAAGAGAACUAGGGGGAGGAAACGAACCUGUGUCUUUGAAUCCAAGAUAUUAUCCAGCUGGAUAUGUAAAGAAAAUUGUGUAUGAGCCUAAUGAGCUUGUUGAAGAGUCGAGCUCGUCUUUAGUUCUCAGUGCAGAGAGCUUGGCUAAUUUGAAAGAAAUCUUGAGCGGGAACGUAAAAUUCCGUUCCACGCUUCGAAAUCAAUUGGUGGCAGUCAAAAAGAUUCCCAUUUACCCUAAGACCUGCCUGCGGAUCAUUGCGCCAGAUCGGUCCUACGUGGAAAUCGACUUGAAACCAAGUGUAACCAUCAACGACGUGUACGGUACUAUGUGGGACCGACUCUUGGCGGAAGAAUUCAAGGCGACCAAGAGCCGCUUUUGGCUGCAGGAAGGACCUCCGAAUCCAAUCCUUGACGAGACCAAAUCAUUGUUUGCUCUCGGGAUGGUACCCACCGGCCAAGUACGAUUGGGAUCGGAGCUUGGCAACAAAUACAAAGGACCCUGGUUCAAAACCACGUGGGGGUAA
Messenger RNA from Gregarina niphandrodes, 1377 nucleotides. Its product is annotated as PUB domain protein. Lineage: Eukaryota; Apicomplexa; Conoidasida; Eugregarinorida; Gregarinidae. The transcript has 3 exons. The coding region runs from base 1 to 1377 and encodes 458 amino acids. The record is from RefSeq and is a predicted model, not a curated record.